GCGACGUAAUAGGGACGGGUCGUUGUCCGCGAAGGUAUUAAAAAAAAUUAAACGUCACUUUUACCGCGUAAAAAAUACAGAUUAAAAAUAAUAAAAGAUAUCAGUUUUUUUUAAUUCGUGCAGUGAUGGGAUGAAAGCGAUUUUAGAAAAUGAAAUAGUGAUGUGAAAAUGUUAUGGUGUUUUGGUGUCACGGUAGAAUCUGCGUCGAUACCUAAUGCGAUAACUAAUAAAGAUCUACAAAAAGUUCGUCAAAGUGUGCAGUUACCAAUAGUUCACGUUGUAUUUCGAAAUCGAUAAGUGAAAUCGAGAGAUUUUAUAUUUCGAUCAAUAAACAAAUACUUAACUUUGUCUUAUUCAAAAUUCAAUAUUCAGCAGUGCCUAAAUAAAAAGUGCGACACAAAAAUAAUCAAGGUGAAAAAUCGUGAACAAUCAAAAUAUAUGUGAAAUGAAUAAAACACAUUCAACAAAUACAAAUCAAUACAAAUAAUAAAAUUCUAAGUGAGCACUAUAAUGUGAAAUAGAGGAAAUUCGGCGUGAAAUAGUGAAAAUUGGACGUGAAAUUGUGAAAAUUGGACGUGAAAAGUAGAUAUUAGGCGUGAAAAAGUGGAAAUUAAAGGUGAAAUAGCGUAAAUUUGACGUGAAAUAAAAGUGAAAUAGCGGGAAUUUGGCGCGAAAUAGUGUAUGAUGUGUACGGAGUAUGGGUGAGCAGCUGCACAAGACCUGCGUCCGGGUGAACUCCGCCGAGGAUGACGAGGCCCGGGACGAGGUGGACCACGACCUGCCCAAGAAAAACCCUUUUGUUCGGGGCUCGGACCCUCGCGUGGCGACGUGCCGAGGCCGGCUGCAGACGCGGCGCUGUCAGCUCAACCAGGAGAUCAACAAGGAACUGCGCCUGCGAGCCGGUGCUGAGAACUUGUUUAAGGCCACAACGAACAGGAAGCUUCGCGAGACCGUCGCGCUGGAGCUGAGCUUCGUCAACUCCAACCUGCAGCUGCUCAAGGAGCAACUCGCCGAGCUCAACUCCUCCGUCGAGCUCUACCAGAAUGACAGCAAAGAGUGCGUGAUGCCGAUGAUCCCGCUCGGCCUGAAGGAGACCAAAGAGGUGGACUUCAGGGAGCCCUUCAAAGACUUCAUCCUGGAGCACUACAGUGAAGAUGCCGCCACGUAUGAAGACGCCAUCUCUGACUUCAUGGAUAUGAGACAGGCCAUGCGCACACCAGUUCGCUCGACAGCGGGAGUGGCGCUUCUAUUCAAGUACUACAACCAGCUGUACUACAUCGAGAGGCGGUUCUUCCCUCCCGACAGAUCACUCGGCGUGUACUUCGAAUGGUUCGACUCUUUAACAGGAGUCCCAUCAUGCCAGCGAACAGUUGCUUUUGAAAAAGCAUGUGUACUGUUUAAUAUUGCUGGCAUUUAUACACAAAUUGGCGCCAAACAGGAGCGCGCUACGUGCGCGGGUCUGGACGGCGCGGUGGACGCGCUGCUGCGCGCGGCGGGCGCGCUGCGCUACAUCCACGAGAACUUCACCAACGCGCCCUCCGUCGACCUCGCCGCUGAUACUCUCCUCGUGCUGGGAGCGCUGAUGACGGCCCAAGCGCGAGAGUGUCUGUUCGAGAAGCUUCAGCUGCAAGCGAGGGAAGCUUGCGGAGGAAGAGAGCGGGAGCUGCGAGACGACCUCGACAUGUGCCUCGACCUCGCGCAGGAGAGCGCGCAGCUCGCCGCCACCUACCUCCAGCUCUAUGAGAAGAUGCAAACGGAAGGAGUAUUCAACUACGUGCCAUACUCGUGGGUCUCGCUGGUCCACGUCAAGACUGAAUUUUAUAAAGCGUUAGCGCACCAAUACUGCGCGACAGGGCUGCUGCACGCGACAGGCGAGCGACGCGCGCGCGACCGCCUCGCUGCACUCUACGCGCCCUCCGACAACGACGGUUCUAUAACAGGGUUUAAGUGUGACGAGGAGUUCGACCACACGGCGCUGGGGCGCGCGCACCUCGCGGAGGCGCUCGCGCUGUAUGAGGAGGCGUUAAGGCUGCAGAGGAUGUGUCGAGAGCUGCGCAACAAGGAGGCGCUGUCGCGCGCAGUGCGCGCGGCUCGGGAGCGCGCGUCGCGCGAGCACGCGCCGCCGGCUGACGAGUUCGCGGACUUGCUCGACGUGCCCAACAUACUACCCUCCUCCAAAUUCCAGUUAGCUCUAACCCCACCAGACUUCGCUCAGUACCGAGUGGACGAUCUGUUCAAAUCGCUGGGACCCAUCGCCGUGUUCUCGGCCAAGCGGCACUGGAGCGCGCCGCGCCUCGUGCAGCUGCAGAAGUGCGACAAGCGCAGGGAGGCGCGACGCGACCGUCGCAACGGACACGACGAGAUCAAGGUCAAGCGACGAGCCAGCGACAAGAGAGACCGAUCGGAAGACAACACUAUGUAUUACAACCAGGUUAUCAGAAGCGACGAAAAGUAUACAGACGACUACGACAAACACAGGGUUACAAAACAAAAUGGCGUCUACAUCAAUAGCUUUGACAAUAACAACUUCGAUUACCACCCGAAAGUUCUAGAUUAUAAGGAGAAUGGGUUGAAGGAUUAUGGGAAGGUGAAGAAUGGAAGGGAGAGGAGGAAGGCUGAGCUGAGGAGGGUGGCGAGUGAAUACAGUGUGAAUAAGGAGGAGGAAGGGUUCGGUUUCUCUGUGAGAGGGGACGCGCCGGUGGUCAUUGCUGCGGUGGAACCCAAUUCUUUAGCUGAUAUCGGCGGCAUGCGUGAGGGCGACUUCAUUAUAUCCAUAGGAGAUAAGGAUGUUAAGUGGAGUUCACACGACGAGGUGGUAUCACUCAUACAGAGCGCCGGCGACGCGCUCACGAUGCGACUCGCCACGCCCAUGGACAGGAGUAACUCUAAGUCAUCACCAGAGACCCCCAGACAGACGAACUCUAACCAGGGUUCAGUAUCAGCAGCGUCCACCGCGUCCAGCGGGUCCACGGCCGCCACCGCCAGGUCCUCCGCCAAAAGAGUGCCGUCAUGGAACCCCUUCAAACGCACCAGCACUCGCGACAACAACUCGCACAGGGGGUCGCAUAGCAAUGUUAUAUUCCGAUACGCGCAGCUCGCCGCCACCUACCUCCAGCUCUAUGAGAAGAUGCAAACGGAAGGAGUAUUCAACUACGUGCCAUACUCGUGGGUCUCGCUGGUCCACGUCAAGACUGAAUUUUAUAAAGCGUUAGCGCACCAAUACUGCGCGACAGGGCUGCUGCACGCGACAGGCGAGCGACGCGCGCGCGACCGCCUCGCUGCACUCUACGCGCCCUCCGACAACGACGGUUCUAUAACAGGGUUUAAGUGUGACGAGGAGUUCGACCACACGGCGCUGGGGCGCGCGCACCUCGCGGAGGCGCUCGCGCUGUAUGAGGAGGCGUUAAGGCUGCAGAGGAUGUGUCGAGAGCUGCGCAACAAGGAGGCGCUGUCGCGCGCAGUGCGCGCGGCUCGGGAGCGCGCGUCGCGCGAGCACGCGCCGCCGGCUGACGAGUUCGCGGACUUGCUCGACGUGCCCAACAUACUACCCUCCUCCAAAUUCCAGUUAGCUCUAACCCCACCAGACUUCGCUCAGUACCGAGUGGACGAUCUGUUCAAAUCGCUGGGACCCAUCGCCGUGUUCUCGGCCAAGCGGCACUGGAGCGCGCCGCGCCUCGUGCAGCUGCAGAAGUGCGACAAGCGCAGGGAGGCGCGACGCGACCGUCGCAACGGACACGACGAGAUCAAGGUCAAGCGACGAGCCAGCGACAAGAGAGACCGAUCGGAAGACAACACUAUGUAUUACAACCAGGUUAUCAGAAGCGACGAAAAGUAUACAGACGACUACGACAAACACAGGGUUACAAAACAAAAUGGCGUCUACAUCAAUAGCUUUGACAAUAACAACUUCGAUUACCACCCGAAAGUUCUAGAUUAUAAGGAGAAUGGGUUGAAGGAUUAUGGGAAGGUGAAGAAUGGAAGGGAGAGGAGGAAGGCUGAGCUGAGGAGGGUGGCGAGUGAAUACAGUGUGAAUAAGGAGGAGGAAGGGUUCGGUUUCUCUGUGAGAGGGGACGCGCCGGUGGUCAUUGCUGCGGUGGAACCCAAUUCUUUAGCUGAUAUCGGCGGCAUGCGUGAGGGCGACUUCAUUAUAUCCAUAGGAGAUAAGGAUGUUAAGUGGAGUUCACACGACGAGGUGGUAUCACUCAUACAGAGCGCCGGCGACGCGCUCACGAUGCGACUCGCCACGCCCAUGGACAGGAGUAACUCUAAGUCAUCACCAGAGACCCCCAGACAGACGAACUCUAACCAGGGUUCAGUAUCAGCAGCGUCCACCGCGUCCAGCGGGUCCACGGCCGCCACCGCCAGGUCCUCCGCCAAAAGAGUGCCGUCAUGGAACCCCUUCAAACGCACCAGCACUCGCGACAACAACUCGCACAGGGGGUCGCAUAGCAAUGUUAUAUUCCGAUAAACUUUUCCUAUCAAACUUAACUUGUGAAUCCAACUAAUAUGUUUUAAAAAAUAAAAUUAAAACAUUAUAGCGCGAUGCAAUACGGUACAGCGACAUCUAUGUAUCAAGAAUAUAAACCACGUCGGCGAUAACCAGACUAUUGCACGGGAUAAUAGCUCUCAUAGGGGAACAACUUACCCACGUUGCCUUGCUAAAGUUUAUAAAUAGUAAGCAAUGGGGUUCUAUCAAAAGAAUUUUAGCUUACACCUACUUAGUUUAAAUUUUUUGAAAGGCUUCACUCCAGAAUGUUAUUAUUUUUAUAUCCUGAAUAGACUUGGAAAACUGUGAAUCCGUCCCUUUACGCUGCAUCUAUUAUAUAUUUAGUUUCUAAAUAUAUAUUUAGGAUAAGAGAUAAUAAUAUAAUAUGGCUAUGACAUUCCAAAGUUUUCUCUUAUAAAAAAAAUUAUAAUUUCAAUUCUAUUAAUACAGUUAUGUACAUAAAACUAAAUUAUUUUUAUUGAUUUUCAAUCUAUGAAUUAAUGUAUGAAUUUUUGGUGCUUUACCUGAAUAAACUAUAGAGUUAUUCUAUAA
Maniola jurtina (meadow brown) is the source of this 5038-nucleotide messenger RNA. RefSeq lists its product as uncharacterized. The coding region runs from base 698 to 4468 and encodes 1256 amino acids. The record is from RefSeq and is a predicted model, not a curated record. Gene Ontology annotation, molecular function: protein binding. The transcript is spliced from 26 exons. Gene Ontology annotation, biological process: signal transduction; negative regulation of stress fiber assembly. NCBI's taxonomy places the organism in Eukaryota, Metazoa, Arthropoda, Insecta, Lepidoptera, Nymphalidae.